This is a messenger RNA of Corylus avellana, 1759 nucleotides long. Its product is annotated as Calcium-dependent lipid-binding (CaLB domain) family protein. Lineage: Eukaryota; Viridiplantae; Streptophyta; Magnoliopsida; Fagales; Betulaceae. The record is from RefSeq and is a predicted model, not a curated record.
AAAGGCGGAGAUAGUAUUCCAUGAAAAGCGCACACACAAAUAUCCCAUAAAUAGACGUACGCACUCAGCAAAUACGCAUAUUAAUACUCACCUUCCGACAAAGUUCACGGUGUGAGCUCUCCAACACAAGCUCGAAUUACGAACUGGGUCGUUUGCAGAUCUUCGCCUAGAGCCACAGAUUGUAGACAAUUCGGUUGACUUUAGAGCCAAAGGUUUAACUUCUGGGUGGGAUAUCAUGGACUCCCCACAAUCUGUUGUCUCGCCAUUCAAGAACUCCCUCGUCGCUGAGCCUGAGAUGCGGAAAUCCGACUUCUUCGUACAGAGCCCUGGUCCCUUAUCAAAGGGAAUUGAGUUCAACAGCAAGAAAGCUCUGGUGUCAAACAUAGAGGACUGCAUUGGUGUUCUUGAUGUCUACGUACAUCAGGCUAGGGACAUCCACAACAUCUGCAUAUACCACAAGCAAGAUGUUUAUGCUAAGCUUUGCCUGACUAGUGAUCCUGAAAACACAGUCUCCACCAAAACCAUUAAUGGUGGUGGGAGGAAUCCAGUCUUCAACGACAAUGUCCGUCUCAAUGUUUGGACUGUUGAUUCCUCACUCAAAUGUGAGAUAUGGAUGUUGAGCAGGGUCAGGAAUUAUCUUGAAGAUCAGUUGUUGGGGUUCGCUUUAGUGCCAUUAUCUGAAGUCCUUCUCCAGAAUGGGAAGUUGGAGAAAGAAUUCUCUUUAUCUUCAACUGAUCUGCUCCAUUCCCCGGCGGGGUUUGUUCAAUUGUCUCUCUCCUAUAGUGGGGCUUCGCCGGAAGUAAUGGCUAUUCCUGCAAUGCCAACUGCUAUGGCCACGAAUGCAACUGAGCAGGACACAGAGAUAUCUGAGUCACACCCAAGUGAUUUUGAUAAGAUUGAGUUCCCAGAUCCUAAGAUUGAUAAUGAAGAUCAGUUGAUGGUUUCGGAGUAUUUUGCGUUACCAUGUAACAGUUUGGACUCUGAGAGCUCUGAGAGCUUGGGAGCUUCUGAUGCUGAAAACCAUCACAGUUCAGAGGUGGGUGUUCAUGCUGUAGAAAGCUUCUCAACUGGUACAGUUGAAUCUAUCCAGCAUCCAAAGAUUGAUUCUCCUCUGAGCAGUGUGUCAACUAAUGGGGUUUCUUCUCCUUUGGACCCGGCAAGCUCGGAGUCUUCUGAUGCUCCAGAAGCAUCAAAAUCUCCGAAUCAGGAACGUGAUUCUGCCCCAAAAGAGAGUUCUGCAGGUGUUAAAGAUGGUGAGAGUGAUUCCUCUGGUGGGGUGCCAACUGAUGCAUUGACAAAGCCUGUCGUCACAGUCAAUGUUGAGCCAGAACAAAAGGUGGUGCAGCAGGACAUAGUGGACAUGUACAUGAAAAGCAUGCAGCAGUUUACUGAGUCUUUGGCAAAGAUGAAGCUACCUUUGGACCUUGACAAUGGACCAACCAAUUCAGGAAAUUCAAGCUCUGACCAGAAAUUACAGGCAUCAAAGAAUACUGGUUCCCGUGUGUUUUAUGGCAGUAGGGCUUUCUUCUAAGCUUUUGUUACAGUGGUGCGGAGGAAGACAGACAGGUGACUUUAGAUUUAGAAUGAAGACUAAUUACCUAGUACUGAAGUGUAAUAAUGUGUUAUGUAGUGUGAUGUUUUCCUUUGUAUGUUGAGAUGUAAUAGAUGGCAGGAAAUCAUGACACCUUUGUACCCCCUCUAGACACUUUGUUCUGUCGCAGCUGCUAUCAUAUAUAUGAACUAUUCUGAUUUUGUUUUC